UUUCACAAUUUGAAAUGACAAAUGUACCCCUUAAUUAAAUUCCAAAACUACGAUAAAACCUUAACCUUUAUCUUCCCUAUCAAGACAGAGAGAGAUCCUUUUCUUCACCGUCGUCCAAGGCUUUUACCCAGAAACUGCCGAUUCUGCCGAUUCACAAGAGGUUUUGAGUUUUGUAUAAACAGACAACAAUGGUUUCGUAUCCCGCUACAACCGAGACGAUUGCCCUGGCUCAAGAAGCCAACAGCUCUGAGGCUAUUCAGAUACUGUACCAAGUCUUGGAAGACCCUUCUUCAUCUCCGGAGGCUCUACGCAUCAAGGAGCAAGCCAUCACCAACCUCUGCGAUCGCCUCACCGAAGAGAAGAGAGGCGAGGAUCUCCGGACGCUGCUAACCAAGCUUCGACCUUUCUUCUCCCUGAUCCCCAAGGCCAAGACCGCGAAAAUCGUCAGAGGGAUCAUCGACGCCGUGGCCAAGAUACCCGGAACGACUGAUCUCCAGAUCACUCUCUGCAAAGAGAUGGUGGAGUGGACGCGCGCCGAGAAGAGGACUUUCCUCAGGCAGCGUGUGGAGGCGAGGCUGGCUGCUCUCUUGAUGGAGAACAAGGAGUAUGUAGAGGCCUUGGCGCUGUUGAGUACUCUGGUGAAAGAGGUUAGGAGGUUAGAUGAUAAGCUCCUUCUCGUUGACAUUGACUUGCUGGAGAGCAAACUUCACUUCUCGUUGAGGAACUUACCGAAGGCGAAAGCUGCGCUCACCGCAGCGAGGACGGCUGCAAACGCUAUAUACGUCCCACCGGCUCAGCAAGGGACGAUAGAUCUUCAGAGUGGGAUCCUCCACGCUGAAGAGAAGGACUACAAAACGGGAUACAGCUACUUCUUCGAAGCCUUUGAGUCGUUCAACGCUCUCGGUGAUCCGAGAGCGGUGUUCAGUUUAAAGUACAUGUUGCUGUGCAAGAUCAUGGUUAGCCAAGCUGAUGACGUUGCGGGGAUCAUCUCCUCGAAGGCUGGACUCCAGUACGUUGGCUCUGAUCUAGACGCCAUGAAGGCGGUGGCUGAUGCUCACUCCAAGAGGUCGUUGAAGCUGUUUGAGAACGCGCUAGGUGACUACAAGGCGCAGCUGGAGGAUGACCCGAUUGUACACAGGCAUCUCUCUUCUCUCUACGACACGCUUCUGGAGCAGAACUUGUGUCGUUUGAUCGAGCCUUUCUCGCGAGUUGAGAUAGGUCACAUCGCUGAGCUGAUUGGGUUGCCGUUGGACCAUGUGGAGAAGAAGCUGUCUCAGAUGAUUCUUGACAAGAAGUUCGCAGGUACGUUGGAUCAGGGAGCUGGGUGUCUCAUCAUAUUCGAGGAUCCGAAGGCGGAUGCUAUCUACUCGGCUACUCUUGACACCAUUGCAAACAUGGGGAAGGUUGUUGACAGCCUUUAUGUUCGGUCUGCCAAAAUCAUGUCCUGAAGUCCAUGAUGAGUCGUCUGAAUCGCAUUCUAUCCCUUCUUUGUUCCCUUUUUUUGGUUUUUAGUUAUCGUUUGGAAUCGGAGAAACUGAAAGUAAACGGUAUGGAUUGUUCCCAUUAAGCUCAUUUCGAUGUUACAUUUUGGUUGUUGCAGUCAAACUUUGUUCUCUUUUCCAAAA
Messenger RNA from Raphanus sativus (radish), 1625 nucleotides. Its product is annotated as 26S proteasome non-ATPase regulatory subunit 11 homolog. Gene Ontology annotation, biological process: ubiquitin-dependent protein catabolic process. Gene Ontology annotation, molecular function: protein binding; structural molecule activity. Bases 189 to 1448 code for a protein of 419 amino acids. NCBI's taxonomy places the organism in Eukaryota, Viridiplantae, Streptophyta, Magnoliopsida, Brassicales, Brassicaceae. Gene Ontology annotation, cellular component: proteasome regulatory particle, lid subcomplex. The transcript has 2 exons. The record is from RefSeq and is a predicted model, not a curated record.